GGCGGGCCUCUUGGGCCCCGUUCCACCCCCGUCGCUCUCCUCCUCGCCGGGACCCCGCCUUUCUCCGCGCACACCUCCCGCCCUUCGGGCUGCCCUCCCCGCCCGUUGGCUGUCGCGCCGUUCGUCACCCGGGCUAGAGCUAUGCCGGCGCGCGGCGGCCCCCCGUCGGGGCGGGGCCAGGGGCGGUGACGCACGGCGCGGUGACGCAGCGCGGCGGCGGCGGCGGUGGCGGCGGCGGCUGUCGGUGCGGGAGGAGGGAGGGAGCUCGCGGGCAGGAGAGGGGGCGACGGCGGCGGCGGUGGCCUGAGGAGGCCCGAGCGGCGGCGGCGGAGGCGAAGGCCGAGGCGGUGUUUUUGGAAGAGCUGCAGCCUUUGAAGAAACAUCUCCUGAUGAUGAUAUCGCAGACCCCUUCCUACUGGGGAGAUGAGGCAGAAUGGGGCACAGGUUGGCAUUUUCUUGGCUCCUAGGAGGAGUCUGAGACAGGCUGGCGUCUCUGGAAGUCAGGGGGACUUCCCAACCAGAGAGUUUGGGUUUGGAGCAGCCUUCGGGGAGAUUAAGAGGGCAGAGAGUGAUUCACCUCAAAGUAGAGGAGACUGAAGAGGUGUGGCUGGACCAAGACCUCCCCCCAUGUGAGCAGGCUUCCUCCUCCCCCGACAACCGUUGCCACCACGCCCAGAAACGUCCUUAAGCCCUGGCCCUCAGGGGAAAGGUAACAGGAGGCCAGAGCCGGGACGAUGUGACGGCGCUGGCCCUUGCCACCGCCGUCCCCCCACCCUGGCCCCAGGCCUGGCACCAUGAUGUUCCGAGACCAGGUGGGCAUCCUCGCUGGCUGGUUCAAGGGCUGGAAUGAGUGUGAGCAGACAGUGGCCCUGCUGUCACUUCUGAAACGGGUCACCCGUACCCAGGCCCGCUUCCUGCAGCUCUGCCUAGAGCACUCACUGGCGGACUGCAAUGACAUCCACCUGCUGGAGUCGGAGGCCAACAGUGCUGCCAUCGUCAGCCAGUGGCAGCAGGAGUCCAAAGAGAAGGUGGUAUCCCUCCUGCUGACCCACCUUCCCCUGCUUCAGCCAGGCAACACAGAGGCCAAGUCGGAGUACAUGAGGCUGCUGCAGAAAGUGCUGGCCUACUCAAUCGAGAGCAAUGCCUUCAUCGAGGAGAGCCGCCAGCUGCUUUCCUAUGCCCUCAUCCACCCAGCCACCACACUGGAGGACCGCAACGCACUGGCCCUCUGGCUGAGCCACCUGGAAGAGCGGCUGGCUAGUGGCUUCCGCUCCCGGCCAGAGCCCUCCUACCAUUCUCGCCAAGGCUCAGACGAGUGGGGGGGCCCUGCAGAGCUGGGCCCUGGGGAGGCAGGGCCAGGCUGGCAGGACAAACCACCCCGGGAAAAUGGACAUGUGCCCUUCCACCCGUCCAGUUCAGUGCCGCCAGCCAUCAACAGUAUUGGGAGCAACACAAACACAGGUCUCCCCUGCCAAAUCCACCCUAGCCCGCUGAAGCGCUCCAUGUCACUCAUCCCUACAAGCCCCCAGGCCCCUGGUGAGUGGCCGAGUCCAGAGGAGCUUGGGGCCCGGGCUGCUUUUACCACGCCCGAUCACGCACCCCUCUCGCCCCAGAGCAGCGUGGCCUCCUCUGGCAGUGAGCAGACAGAGGAGCAGGGCUCCAGCCGGAACACUUUCCAGGAGGAUGGAAGUGGCAUGAAAGAUGUGCCCUCAUGGCUCAAGAGCCUCCGCUUGCACAAGUAUGCAGCCCUCUUCUCACAGAUGAGCUACGAGGAGAUGAUGACACUGACUGAGCAGCACCUGGAGUCUCAGAACGUCACCAAAGGUGCCCGCCACAAGAUAGCCCUGAGCAUCCAGAAACUACGUGAGAGACAGAGCGUCCUCAAGUCCCUAGAGAAGGAUGUGCUAGAAGGUGGGAACCUACGAAACGCUUUGCAGGAGCUGCAGCAGAUCAUCAUCACUCCUAUCAAGGCCUACAGUGUCCUCCAGGCUACCGUGGCUGCUGCUGCCACCACCCCUACUGCCAAGGAUGGGGCCCCGGGGGAGCCACCGCUGCCAGGUGCUGAGCCUCCUUUAGCCCACCCCGUCACAGACAAGGGCACUGAGGCCAAGGACCCUCCACCUGUGGAGAACUACCCACCUCUACCAGCUCCAGCUCCCACUGAUGGCAGUGAGCCUGCUCCGGCUCCCGUUGCCGACGGAGACAUCCCCAGCCAGUUUACACGGGUGAUGGGCAAAGUGUGCACCCAGCUGCUGGUGUCCCGACCAGACGAAGAGAACAUCACCAGUUACCUCCAGCUCAUCGAAAAGUGCCUGACUCAUGAGGCUUUCACGGAGACGCAGAAGAAACGGCUGCUAUCCUGGAAACAGCAAGUGCUGAAGCUCCUCCGGACAUUCCCGCGCAAAGCCGCACUAGAGAUGCAGAACUACCGGCAGCAGAAAGGCUGGGCUUUCGGCUCCAACUCGCUCCCCAUAGCUGGCUCUGUGGGGAUGGGAGUGGCCCGGCGUACCCAGCGGCAGUUCCCAAUGCCUCCCCGGGCCCUCCCACCUGGCCGGAUGGGCCUCCUGAGCCCCUCAGGCAUUGGGGGCGUCUCCCCUCGACAUGCCCUCACCAGCCCCAGCCUUGGAGGCCAGGGCCGACAGAACCUGUGGUUUGCCAACCCUGGAGGCAGCAACAGCAUGCCCAGUCAGAGCCGCAGCUCUGUGCAGCGCACUCACUCGCUCCCGGUCCACUCGUCACCCCAGGCCAUUCUCAUGUUCCCUCCAGACUGCCCGGUCCCUGGGCCUGACCUGGAGAUCAAUCCCACUCUGGAGUCUCUGUGUCUGAGCAUGACAGAACACGCCUUGGGUGAUGGGACAGACAAAACCUCCACCAUCUGACAGGACCCACAGCCCAGCGCACCCAUAGGCUCCCUGGGCGGCGGGCGGGGGCCAACCCCCAACAGGCUUCUCCGCGACAGCGAGAGGGUGGGCUGGCUCAGCUAUCUAUUCUAAUAUUUUUCUACUCUCUCACCCUUUUAACUUUUGUUUAACAUUGGCACAUGCCUUGCUCACUCCCAGGCCCGUCGAGGGAUCUCUGCUGAGGCCCUGGGAGCUGGGGGCAGUCAGGAUAAAGGGGGCAGGGACUGGCCAGACUGCCUGCCUCUCUCCUUCCCUUCCUCAUCCCCACCUGGCCCCAUCCCACCCCUGCCUCCUCCAGACCGCUGACCACCUGCCUCUCCCCAAGGGAGCAGACUCCCCAGAGACAGACUGACCAACUACCUUGUGGAGCCUGCUCAGAAACAUUUGACAUUUGGGGUGACAGGAGGCAGGCAGAGAACCUGCCCUCCAGAAUGUUAUUGAGAGGAGCUGGGGAGAAGGAAGGGAAGCAAGGAGAGGAAGCCCUCUCUUGUCUCCACCUUCUUCCCCUUCAGCAUUCCCCACAUUCUCCCAGGACAGGAGCCACCUUCCUCUCUCACCUCCCCUGGCCCUGUUCACCAGAGGUUCUCUAUGAUUAAUUUCUUAGGCCUAUUUAAGAUACAUAUUUAUAUAGUUCUUAACGGUUUUUCUCUGAUCAUUCCCUCUCAUUUUUAGAAUCCCCUGGCUUCUCUCUGAGCCAAGACAGUGGCAGGGGGAGCCUGAACUUUAUGAGGGGAGAGGGCAGAGCCCCCUCCUCCAGACCCCCAAGCUCUAACCCGUUUUCCUCCAGCCCUGGCUCCCCAGAUGAAGAGGUUGGAGGUGGGCAGCCAGGGUGGCCAGUGAGGUCAGGAAGUCUGUUGCCUUAACGUCCCCUUCCCCAUGAAUACACACCCUUCUCCACUCCCAGGUCUGGUUGGUGAGACUCAGGAGUCAGGAAUAAGGGAAAGGGGAUUGUUUGGUUUUUGGGUUUCUCCCCAAGCCCCUCCCUUUUCUUUCAGCCUUUCCUCCUCCCGCAUUAUGUCAUGACCUCACUUAAGUGAAACACUAUAUCAUAACCCAGAGAUUCGUCCCAGUCCCAGAGUCUGACAGACCAUCUGGUCCCUAUUCCUAAUGAGGGGUUGUGUUGGGGCCCAGGUGGAGGGAGGGAAUUCAGGGGUUCAGACUGCGGGGAAGCCAGGGUCUCCCUCUUCAAUGCCCUCCUCCCUCUCAACCCACCCUCCCCACUGGGACAUUCUCAAGCUUUUCACACCGAAAAGGAAAAAAAAUGUUAUUUUUAGAUACAUUUUAUGAAUAACUUUUGUUAUGAAUAUGGCUGGUAA
Molecule: messenger RNA, 4216 nt
Organism: Callithrix jacchus (white-tufted-ear marmoset)
Lineage: Eukaryota; Metazoa; Chordata; Mammalia; Primates; Cebidae
Gene: SAMD4B
Product: sterile alpha motif domain containing 4B
Biological process (GO): nuclear-transcribed mRNA poly(A) tail shortening; negative regulation of translation; regulation of mRNA stability
Cellular component (GO): P-body
Molecular function (GO): protein binding; translation repressor activity; mRNA binding
Source: RefSeq, a predicted model, not a curated record